AUGUAUUCGAUAAAUUCUUGUCUCUUAGAUUAUAACGUAAGUGGCCUCCGUCGAGGAUUCGGACGUCUCAAAGAUAUUCGAUACGAAAAAGUGGAACCAGGCAAACCGUCUUUGAUAGUGAAUUCGUCGAAUUUUGACAAGAGCGAAGAGGCAAUAUUUACUUCGACAAAUCACGUACUAAAAGAAUUAAAUAAAGUGGAACUGAGAAAACGAUUCGUCAUUGUUCAUACAGAAAAAUAUAUUUAUAUCAUUGGUGGGUAUAUUUAUGAUCAUCGUGUUCCAGCAAGAAUGAGACCUUCAAGUGAUUAUAAGUACGAUAUUCAAACUUGUAAAUUGAUUUCUACAACGGCUCUGCCGAAUGGAGCUAUUGGUUUUGGAUUAUGUGCUGAUACAGAUUGCAUCUAUGUCGUUGGUGGCAAUGAUCUCACAAAUAAGCCAUUAUGUGAUUGUUACCGUUUAGUUGUACAGAAUAGUGGCGAAACAUGGACGAAGUUAUCUGAUCUUCCAGCACCUACAAGUGGACCUGGUGUCGGUGUAUACAAUGGUGAAUUGCAUUGUAUCGGAGGAUAUGAUGUUCUCGGAAAUGAAUUUCUUCCUCAUGGUGAAUAUCUGGUACUCCGUUACUUACAAAAUGAACCAUGGCAAUAUAGGCCUGAGAUGGAACAAAGUCGUGCUCGACCGUUAGUUUUCAUUCUUCCUGAUAGUACUACAGCUCAAUACAAUGUUUACGUCGCCGGUGGUUUCAAAAUCAAUUCAAUCACUCAGAAGCCGUAUUUAAUACCUGAUGUACAAGUAUUCACUCAACAAACACAACGUUGGCAAGGUAUAACAACAAUCCCAGACUUAGAAAUAACACACGAAUUAUCAUUUGAUAAGAAUAUGUUACAUGUCACUGAAACAAUCGAAAUGCCCAAUGCAACACCUAAAACAAAUCUUUUAAGAAGUUUUGACAUUAUAAACCGCGUUUGGACUGAUAAACCGAAUGAAAGUGUUCACCGACAACUUCAAGAACAAGAUCCAAAGUCGAUGACUUCGUCAACUAUCAUUAAAUCAAAUACAGUCAAAAUGGGUGAAGAAAUCAAACAUCAAGAUGUCGAACUUAAAAUCGUCGAAUAUAAAAAUCAAACCGGAUAGUGGUUAAGUAGCCUAUUGCAUGUCCAAAUUCUGACGCCAGCACUAAUUGCUAGAUAA
Molecule: messenger RNA, 1191 nt
Organism: Adineta ricciae
Lineage: Eukaryota; Metazoa; Rotifera; Eurotatoria; Adinetida; Adinetidae
Source: the annotation of a GenBank genome assembly